Stereum hirsutum FP-91666 SS1 is the source of this 630-nucleotide messenger RNA. RefSeq lists its product as uncharacterized. Gene Ontology annotation, molecular function: cysteine-type endopeptidase activity. The coding region runs from base 1 to 630 and encodes 209 amino acids. Gene Ontology annotation, biological process: proteolysis. The transcript is spliced from 9 exons. Lineage: Eukaryota; Fungi; Basidiomycota; Agaricomycetes; Russulales; Stereaceae. The record is from RefSeq and is a predicted model, not a curated record.
AUGGCACCCAUACCACCUACCACGAAGGCCACGCCGACGAAGAUGUCAGAGGACCUUGGUUCCGGCAAGGGGAAGGGGAGGAAACGCGCACUGCUGGUUGGGAUAUGCUACAAGGGAGCAGAGGUAUGGCCAGAGCUGGAAGGCCCAUGGCACGACGUGAGGCAGAUGAGGGAGUUGCUACUUAAUACGUAUGGCUACACGGAGGAGGAUAUUGUGAUCAUGACAGACGAACAACCCGUCCACGAAGCAUCACGAGUUCCUACUCGCAAGAAUUUGAGACAGGAAAUGUGCAAGCUCUCGAAGGACGCUCGGCCUGGCGAUACGCUGGUGUUCAUGUACUCGGGCCAUUCCGACCAGCAGGAGGCUACAACAGACACUAAAGAAGAGGACAGAAUGGACGAGCUGAUCAUCUCCAGCGAUGAGAGGAAAAUCCUUGAUAACUGGGGCCACUCCCCAGCUGCCCACCGGAGAUCCGCCGAAUUCUCGUCGAUCCUCUUCCUUCCGGAUGCAAACUCUUUGCCUUCCUCGACUCGUGCCACUCCGGAACGCUGCUCGACCUUCCUCAUCAUCACUGUAAUCAGGUUUGGGUGCCAUGGCUGUCGCAGGAAUGUCAUGCUGACUGCUGAUUGA